Messenger RNA from Cinara cedri, 34630 nucleotides. The record is from the annotation of a GenBank genome assembly. Lineage: Eukaryota; Metazoa; Arthropoda; Insecta; Hemiptera; Aphididae.
AUGGACGCGGCCGAUAUAAGUCAGGUGAGUCGGGUAUAUUAUACGGAGCCCCGUACCGUGUGUAGCGUAAUAGCGCGCGCAGUAAAUAUCGGCGCGUUUCGUCGUUAUCUCGGGCCGGAGAGGAUGGCGGGGGUGGGUGUUGAGGGAGCGUGCGAUUUGCCCACUCUCGGUCGGACGUUUAUUUCCUAGACCUUUUUGCGGCGGCGGCGGCGGCGUGGGUGUACGACGUCGGGUGGUAAUAAUUGUAGGCACGCGCGGCCCCGUGUCCUCAGCGGCCGAACACUCGCGAAAAUCUGGUUGUAGUAUCGUGUCGGACGCGUGUGAUAAGAAGACCGAGCGCCGACCGCGGUUGUAAAAAAAAAAAAAUAAUAGAAAAUAUUCGUUGGCAUGUUGUUCGGUUUCGUAUCGCGCGCGUACCUGUACAUUCCAGGCCACCACCGGCCGCCGCCGCAGCCGGAGGAGGAAACGGCGGUACAGGUUUUACGCGGAUUCACGGUGCCGGUGCCGAUCGUCCACCCGCGCGUUUCCUCUGCGCCCGGUACUGCUCGACUUGGAAAGUGGUGGUAGUAGGGGCACACUUCGUGGAUAAUAUUGGUACAGUAUAAAAACGAUAAAAAAAUUCAAUCUCGUUUCUCGGAAAAUUGUAACAGUUCGAGAACGGUAUCUCGUCGAUAGUCCGUAUAUAAUUUACGAAAAAGAAAAAAAAAAUACAAUAAAUACUAUUCUACGAAAAGAUUAACAAUAUAAUUUCCUCCGCAUAAUUGAUUUCACUGAUAAGAACGAAAAAAACAAAAACACUUAUAAAGGUACGUUUGACGCGAGUGAAAAAUAAUUAGGUUUUUCUGUUUUCCUGAACACUCCCCCCCCCCCUCUAUCCAAGUAAAAUAUAUGUUAUCGGGGUUCGGGAUUUUGGCCUUAUUGGUUUUUUAAAAUCGUUUUAUAGGCGCUUAAGAUUCAAAGGCUUAUAAUGAAUGUUUUUAAAACUCCGUUUUGUUGAUUUUAAAGUGUAUCAGUGUCGACAAUACCUGGUGCUUACCCCGGCGUGUUGUAUAUUCGACGUUUUUCGUAAUAACAUCUCUGUCCGAAAAUCUUUCCUAUUUUUAUUUUCCUCUCAAAAGUUUUUGUCGAAUAUCUGCACUGAUAGGAACCCAACUGUGCUGUGAUAACACACGGUACACUCCUCGUAUGCACGUGAUACGUAUACGCGGGUCAAACACGCGCCGGGUGUGUUUGGAAGAAAGUGAGUAUAGUACCGAUCGAAUUUAUUAGGGUCACGUGAACCCGAUGCAAUUUCUAUAUUUUACUCUCCUUAUACCCCACUGCGCGCGUCGCCGGCACCGUAAUAAUAAUAAUAAUAUAUUCCAUUGUGGAAAAAAGAUAUUAUUUAUCUCGCGAAAUUCAUCAGACAGAAUUCUGAACAUUUUAUAGUGUAAUAAUAUUUUUGAAAAAAAGCAUAAUCCUGCUGACAAUUGUGCACUUGUGCCACUGUUUUAGAAGGUAUAUUUGAAUGUAUUAUGUAAUGCAGGAUAAUUCAAUUUAUGUAUUUUUGCAUAACGAUAAGCAAUCGCUACUGACAAAUGAUUCUGAGUGAGCAGUGUUAUGUUUGUUCACUUGUUGCUAAGGUAUCAAGCAAUAUCAACAAAAAUUGUACAAUUGAAAUUGCCAGUUUUUUUUUCUCAAUUUAUUAAGGAAACCAAAAGGAAAAUCGAAAAAUUGCCUCCUCAAUUUAUAUAAAAAAUUGUACGAGAAAGUUAUUGUAAAGUUUUUGAUAGGAUCUGCAAGAUUAAUAGUAGACAAGUUGUUUGAUAGACACAAAAGAAAACGCAUCAUAGUAAAAACAAUACAUGUUUCGCUUUGCUCAGGAUUUAAACAAAAUAAAACAUUUCUUAGUAAUAGAAUUUUUCCGUUUAUGAUUUGCAUUGCGUUUUGUUUGGUGACCAAUGCCGAGCGAACGAUGACGCAUGCCAAAAAAAUAACCAUCGGUUCAUAUUGUCGACUUUCGAUAUAACACUUGCAUGGAAAUGCAGAGAAUAUUUUACCCGACGAUGACGAUUUAUAAACUCGGUUUACGAUUUUUUUUUUUUUAUUUAAAAUAAAAUAUAAAAUAUAAAUUUGUUAACAUUAUAAUAUAUUUUACCAUUUUGAGUAUACAUAAUUGUCAAUAAUAUUAUUGCUCAAAUUGUGUAUACGAUGUAAAUGUAAUUAAACACAUCCAUGUGAUUUUCCGUAGGUUUUUUUUAAGUGAUACCGGAUGUACAUAAACAAACUAUAUGCUUUACAUGGUUUCAUCAUUGUUGGCCACGACUCGGCAAUUAAAUAUCGAAUUAAUACUGUAAAAUAGGUAUCUAUUUUAAAUCUCCGGUACGAUGCCAUAAAACGAGCUCGUAAACGGAAAUAAAAAUUUAAAAAACAGUACGUUCGAUAUAAUAUGUACAAGCGGUGUACCUUCGUUUACUAUUUUAUACUGGUUUGAUUUGAAUUUAAUUUUUUUUUUUUUUUUGGGGGGGGGCAUUAAGAUCCAUGAGGAAAUUGCCCCUUCCAAAGGUCGGGUCAUAUUUUACCUUAUAAAAAUUGUUGCAAAACGAAGUUCUGUGAAAGUCUAUACAGCAAUAAAAAUGGUGGUGUAAAUUACGACGUAACACUCAAAUUGAUUUAUUUUCAACUAACGAUUAACCUUGUAUCGAAUUUUCAAAUUUUUUCUAUAGACCUGACAAUAUUUAUCCACAUCAACUCAGAAAAGACCUAAAUACUCGAAAAAUUCAAAUAGAUACAUAAUAACUUGAAUAAUGCAUGGAUAUUAUUUUUGAAAAAUUUAUCGCUUCUAGAAAAUGCUAAUAUACCCGUAGGUAUUCGGUAAAUAUUUCAAUUGUCAACGAAUAAACGACAACAAAAAAACCCGAAUGGAUUUCAACAGAACCAGCUGUAUUUGCAUAAAUAUCCCCGAUAUGCCUUUUUCCGGUUUUCCCCAUUGUUAAACAAGUAGAAUAACAAAAAAAAUGACUUCCUCGACACAUCGGAUGGAUAAAAUAUGUUACUAGUAACCAUCUUUAAGUUGAUAAUUGGAGCAAGCCUUAGAUAGAAUGGUUGUUCGGAUGAAAAAUAUAUUUGAACAAAUCAUUGGUAGACACAUAAUAGUUAAUUGUUAUGGAGGAAUACUGGGUUUUUCGAAAAAAAAAAAAACAAAUGUCCCCGAUAAGGUUCCGGGUUUUGUGAAUAUCCCCGUCUAUUGUACCCGGUAAGCAAAAGCCGGACCGUAAUAUUAAGAACAGCCGUCAAAGUUUGCGUGCCAUUCGUAAAGCGUGACCUACUUGUCAAUAAUUAAACUCUACCAGACGCAAUAUUUCAUAAGUAUACAUCAUGUGUAUUGUUUGUGUAUUAAAAUAUCGCCGAAAACGUUUUACCGUUCGCAGAUUUCGCUCACUUAUAUUAUAGUCACAUUCCGAUAAUAUAAUACCGGCAUUUUGCAAAAUGUCAAUUAAUCUCGAAUUAGCCGCGUAUAUCUAUAUAUAUAUACGCAAAUUCAAAAUCCGUUUUCAAUUAGGUAGUUUUAGAUAGUAUUACGGGUAUUCAAACUUCCUCGACGUUUCCCUGCGUAUAAUUAAUUUUUACGUAGAACUUAUGCUAUGUAACAUUGAAAAUUGCGUUAAUUCAAUAAAAUACGUAUUCAAUACUAAUGUAAAGUCAAUUAAUUUGACUACGGUUGUUUUUCAUUUUUUAUACGUGAUGUGAAUUUUAACGUCUAAAGAAGACAAUGUGGCAUAGUUGGAGGUAAAAUAAUACGAGUUGCGUGAGAUCACAAAAUUACCGUACACAACGAAUUUUAUUUAAGGGCAGAUAGUGUAAAAAUAACGAGCGAGAUAAAAAAUAAGAAUAGCUGUAUAGAAAGAGGGAGUAUCAUAAAGCGUCGGUUAGACGGAAUUAUAGAAGAUACAGAAAAACGUGAGAAAUAUCGAUUAGGAAGGAUGUGUACCUACACCCCACACUAGAGACAGAAACUUGACGGAACGGAGUCACGAUGACAGCUAGUAUUAGGCUCUUGAAGAACCGUUAAGCUAUAGAGAAGAGAUAGAGAAACUAGAGACACAGUGUAUAUGCUGUGGGAAAUCAAUUAUUUUUAAAUUGUUUUAGUUUAGUAAUAUUUGUAUAGUAGCAGUAAAAAUAGGUAGAUUCGUUUUUUUAUUUUGGAAAAAAAAAACAAAUGAAUUUGCUACAAUCUGCGAAAAAUGCGGCGAGCAAAUUUCGCAUCAAUAUUAAUAGAAAUGUACAAUAAAUAUAAAUUGUAAAUGUUUUGCUUCGGGAAGAAGCAAAUGGAUUGAAAGAUAAUUUAAAGAUAAUAUUAUUAUUGCCCUCCCGCAUUAUAAGUGUAUAAUUUUUUAUGAGUGAAUCACUUUUGUAUUUUUCAUGUAUUUAUUUUUGUUUUUAAAUUUUAUACCUACAUCGUUUAUAAUGAAUAAUCGAUUUCGAUUAUUUUUUUGUCGGUACGCAUAUUCGUAGUAAACAGCAUAACUGCCUCUAAUACUUACUCAUCGUUUCGAAACGGUUAAUUUUUUAUGCACGGAUAAUAAAACACCUACUAUAUAAUAAUUAAUAACUAUCAUCGGGUAUAAUAUACUCUAUCGAAAAUUAUUGACGGAUUAAGUAAGUACUGAGUAUAAUAUACGAAGAAUGCUAAAAAAAACACACACAUAUGCACACGCGCAUUAGUGUGGGUACAAUGGGUUGAACAGGUUCGUGCGUAUUAUUGUUUAAGAAUGCCAAAAAAAAAAAAAAGACCAAUUAAUUUGGAGUUUCUAUCUCUAAAAAUGGAUGAACUGUGGAAUAUUUUAUUCGACAAUUUUUUCCACAACUGAAUACUUUUAUUCGAAAAACUAUUAUUCGAAUAGUUUUUCCCAUAACUGAAUGUAAACAUUCAAAUCGUUUUUAAACCAUUGAAUAUAUCGAAUACUUCGAUAGUAACUAUUCGGAUAAGUCUACAAUUAUUUUAAACUUAAUGAUUUUCUCCUCUUUGUAAAUAACACUAUAAUAUCUCUUUGUCACAGCUCUGCAUACUACUUUCUGCCUGUCGUAGCUUAUAAAGUUUCUUUAGAUUAUUGUAUUUUUUCCCACAUUCGUGUGCUUCAUAUUAUUCUCCUGCCAUCGGUCUUCCACUCCCCGCGUAUAUCCUUCUACAUAUUCUCCUUAGAUUAUCGUUUUCCGGAAAUUCUCGUGCAUUAUCAAUAUAAUAUAUUAUUUCCCAUAUCGUCUUAUCAUCUGUUCCAGAUCGAAUACAUUUUCGCAGUGGCCUAUUUUGCCUGUAUUCGGUUGGGUUUGUAUUAAUUUCUCGGUCCGCGAGAUUUUGAAUAUUCCAGUUUACAGUGUACGACAUUUUUUUUUCAUUAUUUAGUGAUUUAAUUUCGCGUAGUUUUUAUUUUUGUUUUUAUACCAUAUGUCUCGUUACGAAUAUUAUUUUAACGUGACAACACUUUAUGUAGAUAUUAUAUUUUUGAAUAUGAUUACUUGUUCAAUUUCAAUGAAACAUACACGAAAUGGCAUAUUUUUAUAAAAAUAACUCUCGAGUUAAUUUAUUAUUCGUAUAUACAAUGAUUUUCACUCGCGACUAUAGAGACAGCUGCGUCAAGAAUUCCAAAGCAAAUUCUUGUUUCUAUAUCGCUUUCUUUAGUAGUGUAUACUAUAAUAAUAGUUACGGGCGGUGCGGUGGCGGCGAACGGUGGUGUAAGUAAUGAGUUUAUUCAUCUGUAUUUACCUACGCGUGAUGACUUCCAAACGAAAUGUUGUGGUAUGUUUUCUUCUUCUUCUUCAAAAAAAAAAAAUUAAUAAAAUAAUUUAAAUUUAAAGAAAAUAUAAAUUACUAUGAUAAUUCGAAAUUUAUAUUUUCUUAGAUAUUUCUAUAUUCUAAACAAUACAAAAUAAUUCUAUGCAAUUUUCCAAAAAAAAAAAACCAGUUUAUAUUAUUUUUUUACGAAAUUAAUGUUUUUAUUAUUAUUAUUUCUCACUAUUAUAUCUGGCUGUUUUAUUAUAUUAUUUUUUACAAUAUUAUAUAUUUAUAUUUAACGUGUAUGUGAAAUAUCGCAAUUAUUUGCAAUACUUAUAUCUAUUGAAUUAUUAAAAUACCGAUAAAAACCGAUAUGAAAUCACACAGAUAAUGUUUUUUUUCUUAAGUUAGAUAAUAGGUAAAUUUACUCUGACAUAAAAAAUAACAUCACAAAAUUGUCUCUUCUGAACGAAAAUCUGUUAUGUCGUACGUUUGUAAAACGGAGAGAGCACAAUAUGCGAGUAUCAGUACGUGCUCUUAAUUUAGAGAUUUAUUUUUGGAGGGGGGAGGUUGACAAAUUUUUUUCAUAAAUACCGUUCCGAUAUCGCCUAGCCUGUUCUACUUUUACUUAAAACCAUCCCUGUAAUUUUGGAGGGGCUUGAAAGAAAUCUGCAACCCUAUCGAUUCCCCAUAAAUGUACUUUUGAAUUAUAUUUGUAUUUGGCAUACUUCUUUACGAGAUUAUUCUUUAAUUUAAAAACCAUUUAUUCUCUCUGAUGUAUUAACACGAUUUUGCUUUUAUCAUGCAACAACUAAUAAAAUGCUGUGAUGAAUAUUUAGUAUAUUGUUUUAAACUCUGGACGGAGCGAAGCAUGUAUUGGUUUUACCAUGAUGUAUGCAUCACACGUCAAAGGCAGCUUAUUAAUAUAUUUAUAAAAAAACGAUAACAGAUAAUUAUGGUGACUUUUGAAAUAUGUAUAGGCAUUUUUAAUAUUUUAUCGCGGUGUUUCGCGUAAAGCGACAAGAGUGAACAAUUUGUGGCGGCGGUUGCGGUGGUGGUGUAGAGAGGAUAAUUUGGGUAACAAUUUACAGAAACCGGCAGGAAGCGGUGACUACAUGUUCGAGUGCGGUGGCUGUGUCUGUGUAUAGGGGACAAUUCGAGAUGCGCUUGUGUUUUGCUAUGUAAUUCAUAAAUUAAUAUAUGUUUUGUUAUAAUUUGUUUUAAAGAAUUGCGUGAUCCUAGUUCCGCCCUAAAUCAUUUUCCUUAGCUAUGAUUUAUCGCUGCGUACAGAUAUAAAUUAAAAAACUCUACGUAUCCUUCCUUUUCAACUUCCCACCUAUAACGAUGGCAUACCCUUCAGCAUCAUCUAAUUUUAUUUUUCCACCCAGUAACCGGUAUAAAUAAAUAAAAUAUGAAUCGUAAUAUUUUUCGAAUUUUCCUCGAAAAUAAAGAUUAUGCCUGUUAUGUAUAUUAUGUAUUUUUUUUCCUGUUACUUUUUUACAGUUUUGGUGGCUUCCUCUUGACCAAAUAAACUUAAAUUCGGAAAAAAGAAAUUUUUUUUUAUUGGGAAACUGAAACGGUAACAUUUUAGUUAUAAAUUUCACCAUGUUUUUGCGGGAGGAGAGUGUUUUAUUUUAGCCUUGUAUAUCCCUACAAGCCUCCAAACCUAACUUAACCUCUAGGAGAUGAAAUUGUGUAAAUUAUGUAAUAUGCAUGGUGUAAGCAUCGAGGAUAUGCCUUUAUAUGGUUUUUUCACUUUUAACCCCCUCUCAAACCAUGCUUAAAUUCCAUGCUUUCACAAGGAAGUACCGGGUUUUAAACAGCCUUAACGAAUUAUCAAAUGAAGUAACUGGGUUAGUGUUUGUAUACAUAAUAAUGUUGAAGAUAUGCUUUUAGAAGAUUUGAAUUUCAACCCCCCUUACCCUCCUUCUGUUUGUAUACUAGCAAAAAUCUCGAGAAAUAACUAUCGAUUAUGAUGAAACUUUUUUGAUUAGAUUUCUCAUUGUUGCCGGAAGGUAAUAAUAAGAUGUUUCUAUACCUAAAAAAUAAACGGUGAUAUAGGGCAGGCAGAAGGGUAGACUUAGUCAAUUAGUAUCAAUGUAUUUAUUUAGUUUUGUGAUGAAAAUCGUUUGAAAUAUUAUAAUAUCGAGUACGUACUCUAUAAUAUACAUUAUUAUGUAUUGUAAUAAGAUAGCAUAAUGUUUUCUGACCUCGAAGCUCACGGACGAGAGAGGAUUCGUCUUAUCAUUGCUCCAUGUUAGGUUAAAAAAUAACAUCUAUAAUAUUAUUUAAUUGUCAGUUAUCUAACGAUUAACAUCGUCGUCGUCAUUGCUAUAAAACGCGUAGUAUUAUCUAAUUGAGACAUGAAAAAUGUUCAAAUGAUUUCAAUUUAGACAUUUUCGUGAGCUAAUGAGAUAAAUUGCUUCAUUAACAACAAUUUUAUAACCACAGUAAUAAUAUAUUUAUAAGAAUGAUUUUUCAAAUUCAACAUUAAAAAUGUCAAAUCUCCGAAUUGGUUUAAGCUAGAUUGCAACGAAAACCAGACACACUCCACACAAUAGACGAGCCACUGUUGUAGAUGAUAAAUUUAAAAGGUAUAGAGGAAAACUAAUGUGUAUCUAAUCGUUAAUUUGCUAACGAAAAACGAUUCUGAGUGAAGUUCGGCUAUACUUGUUUAGAAAGGUCGUAUUUUAAACUAAUACAUUUCGUACAUUUUCCCGUCUUUUGUUAUUUCCUUUUUAUUAUGAAAACCUCCGAGAAAAUCAAAAAAUGACCUCCUUAUAGUAUUACUUCAGUUCAAUUUUAUUUUAGAAAAAGUGCUACAGUUGAAAAUCGGAACAAAAUUUCUGGUAGAAAAGUUUUUCACCAAAAAAAUAAACAAUCAUUGUAAAACCAAUACAUUCCUUGCUCCACUCAGAAUCUAAAAUAUUGUAGGAUUGAGGGAGGGGGGGGUUGUUCCUCGACAAUUUGUUAUACAUCAUUUAAUGAUUAAGGACCUAGGAGAAAAAUUAAUUCAAUAUCAAUUUAUUAAGUUUUAAAGCAGUUUAAAGCUAAAGUUUAUCAGCUGCCAGCUGAUAAAAGUAAUGUGUUAUAGGUUACCUAUAUACGUCUUAAACCUUGAAAACUGUACGAAUUCGAUCUUGAAUUUAUCCCGAGGCUUUUAUACACAUCAUGUAUAACAAUAGUUGACAAAAUGUGCCUCAACGAUAUUUUGAAUGUCGAAUUUUUAACAUCGCCCUAAUAUUCUUGGAUUAGGUAUAUUGUUCGGUUUCAAAAACACGUGUAGGUAUAAUAUUUUAAUAAUAAUUACUGAAUACUAAAGUUUAAAUCAAGAAAAAUAUUAACGAUAAGAACGUCUCGUUUUCUACAUAUCCGAUACAGUAUUCGUCUCCUCGCGUGCAUUAAACACAUGCCUCUCCCUCUUCUAGUAAUUUUCAAAAUAUUUACCAUGCCACUUACCUAUAUACGAGACUCGCGAGCCGCCACUGAUUAUAACAGUAGUUUGAGCCGUACAUCACAGUAAUCGGUUAUGGAAAUAACGCCACGUAGUUACGGUAAACGAAUUUUUUAUUAUUAUAUUAUUUUUCUUUCCUACAGACGGUCUUUCGUUUUCGCUCCCGGCGAUCGACGCGGAUACACGACCGUAUCCUACACUACUUAAUAAUAUUAUUUAUAUAUAUAUAUACCUUUAUAUACCAACUGCUCGUACGUAUACUUACAGAUUUUUAAUAGUAAACUCUCGGUACGAGCAGUGAAUUUUUAAAUCUUCGAGUGAAAAUAUUAUAAUGCUUAUUAUUCUAUGUAUAUUAUACAAUAUUAUUUAGAACGGCCCAGACUCUAUAGCAUAAUAUAUAGGUACGUCUAUUAAUCUAUAAAUUGGAAACGCGUGACUAUAAUAACAUACACCAUGUUAUUAUAUAUGUCUAAAAAAGGAUCACCACUACAAGGUUUCAUGACGAUGUGUGUUAACCGCGAUCUGUAUUAUAUUAUGUGCAUAUAUUAUACAGAGCGAUUGUUUUAUCACGAACCCGUCGAUUAUUUAUAUGUAUACAUAAGUACGAUAGCUAUCGUGCAUAAAAACACAUGUCGACUAUAGCGAGUAUCGAUUUUUCAAUAGCGACCGUUCGCGUUUUUUUUUUUUUUUUGAGUUCAAACUCAAAAAGAGAAAUAUCACUUAUAGAACAUUUUAAUAGCAGACAUGAUGUGCGUUGACACGUUCAGAAUAUUUCGAAUUCGAUAGCGGUGGGUUGACGUUUGAGAAUAGAAAUUCGAUAUAGACAGUAUAAUACGCAUCAUAUGAGAUCAAUUUUGAAAAUAUUUUAAAUAAGAUCGUAUUUUAUUGCAUUGUUAUGAUGACCGAAAAAAACAGCUGAAAUCGUUCGUCGUUGAUCGUCGGUUCGUGAUAAAACGAAAAUAUCACCCUGUACACACUGUAAUACACGCAUUUGCCGUCACACUGCGACCGGCGCUAUGUAUCUAAAGUACACGUUUUUAUAGAAUAGUGUAUACAUAUAAUAUACAUACACGUACUGUAAAUGACAAUACCGGAAACUCACAACGAUAAUAAAUCGCACAAAACAGAAAAUAUCAAUAGAAAAAAGGAGAUUGUACUGUACGUUUAUACUAUUUACUAGUAUUGAUAUAUUUUUUUUAAAUUUUGUAGAUUAUUUUCAAAUUGGGAAAAAUUAGUACUUAAGGAAAGAUGUCGUACGAUUUAACGAUUUAUUUUAUACGCUAUUGUGAUAAGUAAUAGUUCUUUUAUUUUGUCUAAUAAUAAUAAAAAUAAUACAAAAAAAAAAAACGUUGAGGAGAGUACUGUAGGUAUUACAAUAUUUAAGUUUCGGUUUACUUGCUAGGUGCUGAUGUGUUAUUAUAAUUAUUUGUAUUGUGCUUGUAAACAACUUUUCUUAGAAAUUCUUAGAAAUCUUGCUCCAAUCAAAUAAAUUAUAGAAACUAUCUUGCAACAUUUUUGAUUUAGUUAAUGCAUUGAAGAGAUCAAUUUUUUUUUUCCAUUUCAUUUUCUUAAUGAAUGAGGAAAACUGGUAAUAUUUUCUACACAUAAUUUUUGUUGAUUUCUGAGUUAUCUUGGAAAUUAAAAAAAAAUACGUCAAAUAAUAUUCUGCUCAGAAUCGUUUUUUAUUAGCAAUGGUUUAUCAUUGUGUGACGAUAUGAUUUAAAUAAGUAUGUGUAUCCUCUCUUUCAAUUUUCCUCCUAAAACAGUGGAACACACACCCAUCAUCAUUAUCGGGCUUAUUUAUUUUAUAAAAAAAAUUAUAAGUACACAAAAUUACACUGAUUUGAAAGUUCCGAUUUUCAAAUUUCGCAUUCUCUUUGAUUGGGAGAAGUUACAUUUUAUUUUUAAACCCGUUUGUAAUUUCCGCAGGAUUCCGUCGGUUGCGCGAAAAUUAUUUCGGGCCUGCCGAUGAUACGAGUACACGAUAAUAAUUUUAACACGAUUUAUUAAUUUACGGUGUGUUCUCAAUACCAAAAUCGACACAUUGUAUCGGCAGACGUCAAAUAUAGUAUAUUUUAUUAUUAGAAUGCAGGUGGUUCAUUAGUGCACUACGUAUUUAUUGUAUAUCCGUUAUAUUGACAUAAAUUAUUUUAUUGUACGCGUGACGAAAUAUAAUAUAAUACGUAAGGUAUACGUAAAUUAUUAAUGUUUUGUUGGGAAAAAAAAACCAUUAACAUAAUAUGUCAAGUUUUAUGAAUAUUCAACUAAAACAAAUAUUUGCGAAAAAUCCGUGUGCAUAAUAUAAUAUAUGUGAUUAAAAAAUAUUAUGCAGAAUUUAUACGAAUACGUUCUCUUUGAAAAUAAUAUGUAAAACAAUAUUUAGUAAAUGUUUUUAAAUGAUUUAAGAGAUUUAACAAGUUAGUAAAAGAAAAUUGAAAAUUGAAAUUUUUUUUCAAAAGACAUUUUAAAAUUUGAGAUGAAAAUAUUUUUAAAAAAAAGAGCUGAUACUAGAGAUGGAAGCUGCGACUGUUGUAGAUGAGGAGUUAUGAAGGUAGGAUACAUAAAGUUAUUUCAUUUAUAUCUGUAAGCAACGAUAAAUCAUUACUUGACGAAAGACAAUUCCGAGCGAAGUUCGGUAAUACAUAAUUUGAAGUGCCAUAAUUUUUUUUGCUAUUUUUAUUCUAAAUUUGAUUUAAAAACGCUUGUUAAAAAAAAAAGUCGUCCAAUAAUUUUAGAAAUUUAGUCAUGUUUAGAUUAGUCCAAUAUAAGUAUCAUUACCUAGUUUCAAGUCUCUACGUGUAUUUAUAACGGAAUUAAAGCAAAAAAACUUCCAAAAAUUAAAAUUCUUUAAAAGCUCAAUAGUGGCUUAAAAGUUUUGGCGAUGAUACCGUAAGAAAUUAAAUCAAGUGUCUUAUGAUUUUUCGAUUAAAUAAUUUUUUCUAGGAGAAAACGUCCGUGUUUUUAUAAAAUAAUGAAAUCAUGAACCAAUUCCCACAUAUGUGCUUUCAUUUAAAAACGGGUCGAAAAUCAAAAAAUUGCCAGAAAAAAAAAAACAUUUUAGGAAAACCAAUAGCUCUCCCCUCGCUACGUUUGGAAUCUAAAAACGGAGUUCAGUGUGGCCUGUGUGGUCUUAUACUUUUUCCAAUGAAAUAAUGACCAUCGAAAUCGUUUGCGAGGCAUGUGAAUUUGUUCGGUAAAUUAUAUUUUUGAGCCAAAACAUACACUGGUGCCUUAAAAAAAAAAAAAAAAAACAAAUUAUUGUUAUUUAGGUUUUCAUAGGAUUAUACUGGCAAUAGAUUCGCGUUGAAAAGAAGCUAAACAAAAAAGUAUAAACAACUAAUCGAGUUACAUUUUCCUAUAGAAUCGGAUUUUCGUUUAACAUUUUUUUGCAGUUGUGAAACAAACCGCUUUCUUUCUCCCUCCCCUUAAAAAAAAAAGUGCAAAUGAAAUGCUCAAUCAUACUGAAUUACAAAGAUUCGUCAAAAUCGGGAAACUUAAUCUUUAAAACUAUCAUUUACCGAUACAUAUGCUUCGGUUAAGUACGAAGGUAAAAAAUAAAAAGUUUUUACCGAAAAAAAACCCCUUCUCACUAUUUGAAAUACACGUUGUACAGGUUUUCUAAAGGCGAUUUUUAUUUAUUACGAUUCAUCGAUUAUCAUUACGAAGAAUUCGAGUAGGUACCUAAAUAAUCAUUCAAAUACAGAUAUUAAAUGAUAUCUGUAAAAAAUUUUCGAAAUUUCUUUCUUAUUCCGUAUACUGUGUAAACAUGCAGAAGUAUCACGUAUUGACUUUCCAAUAGUAAUCAAGCGAUACUUUAAAAAUCUAUACCGUAAAACUUACUACCGUUCCCUAUUCAUCUGAUCUAGAUUUUAAACUGUUUUGAAACUCGAGACCGUGGAUAGACAAAAUUUGUGUUAAUGGUUUUCAUUUAUAAUUUAUGAGUUUUGCAAUAAACAUAAUUAUAAGCAUUUAUAUUGAAAACAGUAUACAGUACUUCGAAAACAUGUCGGGUGUAGGUCGGAUCCCUAAACCAGCCUCUCAGAUACGACUGAUAAAGUUCUGCAUAAACUAUAACGUAAUACGUACGUAUCAGAUAUUAGAUGUUUAGACAAGUAUAGUAUUUUUUUUUUUCAAAUCUGUAUUGAAAAUAGACAAGAGUGAAAACGACACGUGAAAAUCAAAAAUGAAUUCUCGUUUAAAGCACUUAACUAAAAAGACCGGUAAGGAGUAAAAAUGUGAAAAUAUUGUUAAAAAUAAAGCUUGAACAAUUCCAUUGAUUGAAAAAAGAAAAAAAAAGAAAAGAAAAAUCAAUAAUUUUACUCGAAAUCUUUGUAGAUAAUCGCUAGACCGUGAAAAAAAAAUUAUUAUUAUUAUUAUUAUUACUAUAUACUUAGACGUAAUGAAUAAUACAUUUCUCGUACGAUUUGGCUAUUUUUGAUAAACCGUUAUUGUGCGUGUCUAUCAGCGUGCAGAUGAUGUGGUGAACGGGUGACCGUCGGAGAUUUAAUAUUUAAAAUAAGGUAAUGGAAUUUACAUUAUUAUUAUACAUCGCGGUGGCUUUAAUUCAGUGAAUCCUCGUGAUGGGGUACGUAUUACCUGCAUACAUUUAUAUGUUCCUCUAAUAUAAUCUUUGUUUCGUAAAUGUUACGGACAUAUUAGCAUAGACGUGACUAGACUUUCAUGACAGGGGAAGCCAACCAAAACUUUCCUCUAUUUUGAGCAAAUGCUAAAAGACCAAUGGAGACGAAAUAUUGUAAAACAAUUAUCUUCAAGCAUUUUAUUUAUUUUCGUGAAUAUUUUUCAAGUAUCGUAAUUGAAUGCUGCAAUAAUAUUGCAAUACUACAGACUACAGUGUAAAUAUUAUAUUAGCCUUGCACUUUUGUCAUCGCGUUAUUUAUCAUUUUUGUGCAAAACCUUUUGAUUUACAAGUAAACGGACGGGGUCCAAUAAUAUUUACAACUGCCAUAAAGUAAAGGUUAACAACAAGAUAAUAUGAUGGUAAAUAAUUUGUGUAAUCGUUCAAAAAACGAGCGAGAAAUACGGAACAUGUGGGCCUUUGCUAAAAAGUAUGGCAGAUAUUUAUGUGUUUUAAAAACCUUUAAUAUGUAUAGAUGAUAUGCACUAAAAAUAACAAAAUGUUCUCAAAAAUUAUAAAAACCAUGUUGUACAUUUUUUUAAAAAUUUACGAAAUCCUAAAUUAUGUGUUAAAAAGUCCAAAAUAUGCAACAUGAAUUUUUUUUUUUUUUUUUAUUACAUGGAAUCGUUAGGGCAUGAAACAUGUUUUGGAGUAAACCGACUAUUUGUAUAAGCCGGUAAAGAACGAUUGAGCAAAUUUCUCAUAUAUAUACACGAUUGCGCAAGAUUUUGAAUGCAACGUUGCCAUGUAUAAAUAAAUAUAUUACCAUAACAUAAUAUAUUACAAACCGCGUUCUGUGUGAAAACCUUAAACGAUAAACUUAGUACUAACUGUCUUAUUAGAAACGCAGUCCGAAACAGAGGUAAACAAAAAAAAAAAAACACAGUUUCUAAUGACGAAGUAAAAAAAGCUACUCCUACAAAGACAACCCGCAUUGAAGUAACUAUUAAGGCAUGCAAUAGAUAUAAAUCGUGUAAAUCUAAAAAUAAUUUACUCCAUUAUUUGUCACUAGCUAGCAAUAGAUAUCAGGAAAAAUUAUUAUAAUGUAUACGAUAUUUAAUUUUUUUUUUAUAAUUGAAUUUUACUAACAAACUGAGCAAAACUGUUAUUUUAAAAUAACUUUUAAUGUAUAUAUCUAUUAUAAAUUUUUUUUAAAUUUUGUUAUUAUUAUUAGUAUUAAUACUCAACAAUGGUUCUCUUAACUUUUAUACUGUUCAUUUCAAAGUAAAUACUUGAAAUAAUGAUAACAAAUUGUUCAAAUUAAAAAAAAAAUUAUUAUCAAUGUUCAUAACCAUGGAAGUCUUAAAAUAUGUAAAAAUAAUUAUUUAUUUCAUUAACAGUUAGUGAAACAGUUGCUGUUGUUAUGUCUUACAUUGGGGUCGUUUAAUUAAUAUGUUAACACGUAUAACUAAUGCGUUAUGGCAACGUUGCAUUUAAACGUCGCGCGAUCGUGUGUAUACAUAUGAGAAAUUUGCUCAAUCGUGUAUGUAUUUCGGUGGCUAAUAAAAUAUACACGAUUGAGCAAAUUUUGCUCAAUCGUAUUGUAGCCGUUUAAGCGACCAAUAAAAAAAAUGAAAAAUCGUAUAAAUAUCGGCCUUACCAAAUCCACCUGGCGGAAGUCUGAAGGAAAAUUAGGAAUGCAAAAUAGAACAAAGAAACGGGUUUGCGGCGCGAAGGAACUGAACAUUUGUAAGUAUACGGAAAGAGAAUCAAUUCGAUUGGAUAGGAGUUUAGGUAGGGACAACGAUAUGUUUCGUUAAAUGCGAGUUGUUACAACUUUCAUGUACAUUUCAGAAAUCAUUGAUUUUUUUUUUUUAUUUUCCGAAUUAUAAAAUUUUUCAGUUCAGUGCGGUAGUUUAGUUACAUUAUGAUAUUAUUUUUACUCGGUUUCGUAGUUGUUAAUCGAGAUGAAAUUUAACGUCAACCAUGUGAUGCCUGACGACAAAUAUUAUUAUUGUACCCGUAUCUAUAGAAAUCAUUGUAAAUUGUAGAACCGCAACGAGUCUUAUCUAUAUUUUUUAAUAUACUUUACGAAUAAUUAUCAUUGUGAUAAAAAAAAAAAAAAAAAAAAAAAAUUAGCCAUGCUAAAAACUUAAUGCGACAACCUUCGAUAUAAGUAUAAUAAUCGAUUUAAUAAUUGUUUUUUUCUUUUAUCAUAUUCAAAUACUCUCAACAAAAAAAAAAAAAAAAAAAUCAUCAUCAUUUAAAUGCGCUUCGAAAUAACAUAAUAUACCUACGCGUGUACAGUGUACGCACCUAUAGAUAUUGCGCGUCAUUAUCGGUUGACGAAAAAUCGUAUUUAUAAAUUAUUAAUUAACAAUAUGUUUUAAUUAUUUUUUUAAACGUUAUCGCGAUAUUGACGACACCUAUAUGUAUUUAUUUCGGUUUUGUUUCAAACAAUUAUGACAAACACGCCGGUACCUGUGACGAAACGUAUUGCGCUAUAAUCGGUGUCGAUUCCCGGUCUCUAUUAGAAUAUAAUUAUCAUAAUUUGUAGCCCCUUCGGAUCGUAGUCUGGUACAUAUUAUGUAUAGUAUAUAUUGUGUACCAUUAACAAAAUAAAAUAAAAAAAGGACGGGCAUACUUCGCACGUGGGUGCAGCCGCUGUUGUAGGUGGGAAGGUAGGAUACAGACGGGAAUUUAAUGUACAUCUGUAAGCGACGAUAAACCAUUGCUAACGAAAAAACGAUUCUGAGCGGGAUUCAGCUUCAGUUGAUAAUAUUAUUGCCUCGUCAACAAUAUAAUAUAAUAUGUCAUAUUAUGGUAAAAUGCUUACAACAAUGUGCGUUUCCAUGACAGCAUUGACAACAACGAUUGUAUAAAAAAGAUUGAAAUGAUUAAUAAAAAUAAAAAACAAAUAAAAAUGGUUGCCAAUGACAACUUUAUUUUUAAUUUUUCAAUCUUUUUUAACCCAACGAAUCAGGUUUUUCUCAUCAUCUCGAAUAUUAAUGGGAAUUUCAAAAAGCAAUAUCUUUAAAGUACCACUCGGAGAAUAUUUCCUUUCAGAAAAGUUGCUAUACUUGAUAAUCGGAGUAAGCUUUCUAGUAGAAAAAGUGUUCACAUUAAAAAAAAACAAUAAUAAGAAUAAUAAUAAAUAUCUUUAUAAAGCCAAUACAAUUCUUGGCUAAACUCAGAAUCUAAAACAUUUUUUAGUAUUUGCGUGAAAUAUUUUUUGUUAUAUUUUCAUAUUUUAUUUUACGCGUUUCGUAAACCAUCGCGAAUAAUGGCAUGACUCGCAUUCCCUCGGCGUACAAAGUACAAUACAAUCCGUGGUAAAGGGAAGAAAACGAUCGCGAUCGUCCGAUUGAGCACGGCGAAUUUAUCCGCGGUGUUCAAUGCACUAUGCGAGAAUAAAAUGCACUUUAUAGACGUAAUCACUGUGUGUACGACGGGUGCACGGUAUUCGUAUAGUAAGCAAACAAUAUUAUCGUACGCGAGGUUGUGCGAACUAUAAGCACAAGACUUUAGAUAAUAUUUUAAUACUCACGUCGAUACGAUUGCUCGUAGAAAAUGUUUAAUAUGUUUUAUGAUAAAUUUUAUAUCGUUUUUUUUUUUUUUUGCCAGGCUUCAAAAAAAUUAUCAUACAGCAUAACAGGUAUAAGAAAGGCCAUUUUUCAUAAUUUUAGCAACAUCUCUCUUCCGACUAUACCUGGCGAUCCCCGGGUGAAAACCACUGGUCUAUGUAACGAUAUCAUCUUGUUGCCUUGGCAAACACUCCUGAAGAAAUUUAGAAAAGUUAUAAUAACUUUGCCAGUUUUUCCCAUUUAUCAAGCAAACUAUGGGAAAAAAAUAGAAAAAUAACUCCAUAAUGUACCAAAAUCAAAAAUGCUAAAAAAAGUUCCUACACAUUUUUUUUUUUUUUUUUUUAAUACUGGUAUAGAAGUUAUUUACAUCCACACAAAAAAAAAGAUAUACCAUACUAAAACCCCGUCUGGCUCAGAAUAUCAAAAUACAAGUACGAUAUUAUUCCUAAUACUAUAAUUAAACAGAAAAUACUACUUCGGAAAACAAACAGUUUUUCAUUAUAAAUUAUAUUGUUUUAAUUUUCGUUUGGAUUGCAUACUUAUUAUUUCCCUUCCGCUAGAUGGCGUUUCUGACACUGCAAAUAUUUUUAAUAACAUCUAAAUUAUUUUUCCCAAAAAUAUCGAGAUAAAACCGAUACAAUAUAGUAAUAAUGCGUUCUGUAAUAUUUUUAUGAUCCAACGUUCGCUUUUAUGUGCAGUAAAAAUAAAAUUAUUACUACGAUUCAGCCAGGACAGUUUCUUAUAAUAUUAUAUUAUACUGUUAUUUGGAGAUGAUAAGGUUGCGGAUACGGAGAUAUGCCGCAGCCGGAAAACUAUCCAGACCGGGAACGCAACAGUCGCCCGUAUUUCAUAUCGAUAUCGACUCGACAAUAUUUGUAUUUAAUUUUUUUAAUGGUGUGGUGAAAAAAAAACUGAAAUAACUAGAUAGUAUACCCUAUAGGAUAAGGUUAAAGGAUAAUAUUCCGUACGAAUUUUUAUAUUAAACAUUAAUUAUUUAUCAUAAUUACAUGUACAAAACGUAGCGUGUACCGAAUGAAUUUAAUAUUAUUCACUCGGUCAAAACAAAUUAAUUUUAAAGAUUUUUACGGUAAUUUGUUCUCGACUCAAUCGACCCGACAAAAUUGUUUUAUACCGAUAUAAGUACGUUUAAUUAAAGAAACAAUUUUUGACGGGUUUUAAUAAUUUCCUGGAGAAAUUCCUCCUUUUGCCUCACCUCUCCAAUGAGCGUUCGCGAUUGUGUAUCGAAAAUCGCGUCCAUCCCCGGUGUUCCCACUCACACGUCGUCGUUCUAAACGGUUUAUACUACUUGUAAAAUAUUGUCGGCGAAUGAUUCGGAUAUUUCAAGUAAAACACAAAACUACAAAACAUUUCGUCUGGCUUACGAAAUAUUAUACGCGUUUGGACACGAUAUCGUGGAUUUUAAACGUCUGUUUAUCGUUUUCCCCUGAUUUUAUGCUCGAGGACAGAGACUGAUGAGGAUAACGAUAUUGUAAUCGUAUUUGUUUAAUAUAAACUAGAGCUCCCUACUUCACGUGUAUCUAUAUAUACUUUCGCGUAUUCACGAGAAAUUAACAUUCGAAUUUAUAAAUCUGUGUACACGUGUAAUUAUUCACGUUUACGCGUAUUUCUCGUUAUUAUUCACGUAUUAAAAUACGCGAAUAAUCCCAAAACACGUGAACAAGGAUAGUAAGUUCACGUGUAUUAAAUUUACGUGAGUACACAUUUUUCAUUCACAUCGUCCACGUACGUAUUAAUUCACGUUUUUAAGCGAGACCUCUAAUCUAUAGACACAUACAUUUUAAACUCGCCCUCCUUUGCAUAGAUGUUAAUACACAGUGAAAAUACGAGUUCCUCCUUUCAGACGAAUGAAAUAUACGAAUCAGCGGGUACGUUUUCGUUUGAAAAAUAAUCUCAUCACAAACGCCAUCGCGUUUGGAUGCGUCUUUAUUAUUUUUUUAUUUUUAAUCCGUUCGGCGGUGUGCGUUGGUUUGUUGGCCGUGUAUUAUGCUGCAUUUUUCGAUUAAUACGUACGAUUGCGGACACUUAUAAAACGGAGAGGGGCGAAACAAGAGAAAUACCCUUAUAAAUGCUUUGAAUACCCCGCUUAUUCGACGGGGCGAAUGUCUGUAUAUACAUGUAUACAGGACGGAACCAUUGACGAGCUUCAAUGCACUCUAGUUUUCGAAUUUCUAUCGCGACGUAUAUUGAUAUGAUAAUAAUAAUAUUCCGCUACUCUAUUCCGAAAUACGAUUAUUAAUACUUUUAUGCGGUAAUAUCCCGUCGGGGCUGUACGCCUAAUCCGGUUUACGGUUUAGAAUUGAUCGCCCGAGUAUAUAAUAUUAUUGUUUUGCCGAAAAUCGACGGGAUGCGAUUUCCGUAUGUACCUGCGGCUGUGUUUUGUUUUUGUUUUUUUGUUUUUUUUUUUUUCAAUAACGUCGUUACAUGCGCGUUCGUCUCGUCUCGUUUAUGUGCAGCGUUAUUAUCGCAGCGCAUUUCAAUAGUACAUUCGAUUAUCUAACUAAUAUAUACGCUCUAGAUGAAUUAUUGUUGUAUUAUCUGGCGUUUAUAACCGCGCGGUUAUGGUGCAUAGAUAACCGCGUCGUAAUGUCGUUUGUAUGCGGGGCGAUUAACGUGACGUCGCUAAACACUCGUCAUCAAGGAAUAUAUUGGCUUUUUUCGACAUUUUCAGAACAUUAACGAAACGGUCCUUUUUUCCGCGGCGUAAAACCCCACUGCCCGCUUUCGAACAGCGAUCUGUGUAGAAAAUUCCAUAAUAUAAAAUUUAAAAACAUUUGAUGUUGACGUUUCUAAUCUGGCCGUCGACCGCCCUGCGCGUAAACGUGGGGAAUUUUCAGUGGCAGGAUACCCGUGUUCGGUAUUCAUAACAAUUUUUUAACCAUAUAAUUGCGGUGCAUUAUACACCAGUAAUCACGUUGCGAUAUGAAGACGUUCGCGUGUGUUUUUCGAUAGGAAAACGCAUAAUAUUGUCGAAAAAAGAGAUAAAAAUCAGCGAUCCGAAUCGUUGAAUGGAAACCCGCGGUUGAUUAUUAUUUUUUUUUUUCUCAACAAUGAACGCACACGUAUGGUAAUAAUGUUAUUAUCAUGUAUAGCGUCGUCAUUCGUAUGAACCGAUAGUAAUAGUAAGCGGCGGCGGCACAGUGCACGCUGCACGACGGUUUCUCGAGAAUGUUAUUUUGUUCCGCGUCCGUGUUUUCAAACGGAUACAAUUUUUUUUUUUGUUUUGGUAUUUUUUUUAAAACUUUUUUUCCCCCGAAAUUCGUCUCGCCGGAACCGCGAAAUCUGUACAAUAAAAAACACUCGGCCGCAUAAUAGCGUAUUAUCAGUGUUGUUUUACUGCAAUAUUGGGGAAUACUACACGCGGGAUAGUAAAAAAAAAAAAAAUACUUCGAUGUGUGUACUAUGUUUUUAAUAUAAUAUCGUUCGAAUCGAUCGUUUAUUUUUUUUUCACUGUUAACGAAGGUCGUUGGAAAAUUAUUUCCGUGUCGUCGAAUAGUCGGGGAUGUGUUCAAUUUUCGCCGUGCACGACAAUAUGCCGAUAAAUAGCACGCGUUUCUGAACCGAGUGAGAAACGUAUUGCAGUUUUACUACGGACGACACAGUACUGUAAACAACUUUUUUACCAGAAAAUCUGCUCGGAUCGUCAAUAUAAAGGAGGGGCAUUGUGUCAGCGAAUUUUAUCUAGCCGGUGCAUGUAGGGGAGGACAAAUUUUCGAUUUUACUUAAAUUAGUCUAUACACCUUACCUUGCCAACUUCACGCCUGCUACAGUGACACGCCCAUCAGCAGUGUUACCUCUUUUUAUUUUUUUUUUUUUAUUAUUAUUAUUAUUAUUACCGCCGUACAAUAUUACAAUUAUACUGAUGACAAUAAUAUUUCAAAAUCAAACGCAUCACGGCGCGUAUCAUUAGUGAGUCUUUAUCAUAACACUGUAAAGUAAAUAUUGAAAUUAUUGAAAUUUUACCAAACACAACGCACAGAUAUUAUAAUAUUUAUAUUGUUAUCCCGUUCCGUUGUUUAAACAAUAUCACGACUAGAUACGCAAUUGUGAAUAGUAAAUCCCAUAAGUAGCACGGCGUAAACACAAGUCAUAAUACACGAUUGUAGUGGGCGAAUCGUGAUGGCUUUAUCAUUCGCCUCGUUCACGAGUCGGUUGACGAGAUGUGUUGGACUGUGUUAUAUUUAUGUGGUUCUUAUCAGUGGUGCCACCGGUAGAUACCCCGUCCCAGAUUAAUUAUGGAACAUAAGGACAGAUUAGCACCAUGAAAUAUGAAUUGUUCCAUCCGUGGUGAAUUAUGCGAUGAUAAUAAUAUAUAGAAGCGAAUUUCAAAUAUUUUUCGCAUUGUCGCAUAUUAUAUCAUUUAUCGGUUAGGUUCGCGGCGUCAAUCACGAUUAAAUAAACAUGCAUGCCAGCAAAAUUGUUCUCUGCGCGUAUGAACCAUCUAAAAUUCUCAAUAUUAUGAUACUGUAUGUCUAUAUGUAGUCGUUUUUUGAUAUCCAUUGAAUAUCCCGUUCAAACGAAAAUAAUAUUAUUGGGAAUAAAAUUAUUGUAAAUUUUUAUUUUUUUUUUUUUUUUAUUUAAACAGAAUUGUCGUCGAUUGUGUUAAACAGCCAAAAGAACAUAUUAUCAUCUCUUUCUACAUGGGUAGAAAUAUAAAAAAUAAUUUAAAUAAUUAAAUAUAAUUCUUUCGUCGGGGCCGUCGUCGUCGUCGUCGUCGGGGCGUUACUAAAAAGUUUAACAAUUGUCAGUGCACUGAUUUACAUAAUUCUAUUCAAAAUUACAGAGUGCAUUGCAUAUAUUAUAUUAUAAUAUAUAUCCUUGCAGAUUUUUGUAUCGGUACAUACUAAAUGUACAAUGGAAUUCACUACUAAUUCCAAUAUGGCGACGAGCGAUUGGUAUUCACUUGAUGUAGGCACUUUUCAAAUAUAUUUCAUCGAUGGGAAUUUUUUAUUAGAAAUAUUUAUUUUUAUUAUUAAAGGUUCUCGUCACUAACAAUAUUUUCUCUGUUUGUCUCGCGCGUAAUAUAGCAACAAAAGCAUUCCACAUUUCCACGGUUACGACUGCGUCUGGUCGAGUUUCUAUAAAUUAUUAGUUUUUUUAUAUAUAUAUUUGAAUGUAAUUUGAUUAAAAUAUGCGCGUUUAAAUUUUCUCUAUUAAAAAUUUCUGAAGAAAUGAAAAUAUUUAAAAAAAAAAAAAAAAAAAAAAUGCACUCUUAGGAUCAAUAUUAUAGUAUAUAAGUACUAAGUAUAUUCUUCGUUAUAAAAUGUAUAAUAUUAUAAGCGCCUUAUCAUAAACUCAGCCACUGAGUCGCAACCGUGAAAAUUGAAAAUGCGGAAUGCUUAUGUUAAUAUAAUACUAUUACGAUACAGACAUCAGCCGAGAAUACAAAUGUUUCUCUGACGAGGUCCCUUUACGGUAGUUUCAUCGAAUUCGUACGAUAAUCGUACAAUUAUUUUUGUAAUUAUUUAAUAUCAUUAAGGUGUUGGCAAUUUUACCGAUUCAAAAAGUGACUGCAUUUGAACUUUAAUACACCAACUAGACAAAAUCAACCAAAACAGACUACGAUCUAUACAUCGGAGCAAGAUUUAUUUUCGAAAAGUUCUUUCCAGACAGAAAAAAAACACAUUAUAAUAUAAAAUCAAUCUCUCGUUACGCUCCGAAUCUAAAAGUCAUAUAGAAAACGUCGAAAUCGGGACGUUGAGGUAUUCAGUUUUUUUUUUUUUUUAUCAAAAAGACGUGUUCGUGUAAAAAAGAAAGGAAAAAUACAGGUUUAAAGAUUUUUAAUAGAACAAAUAAUAACAUUAUAACAUCUGUUUUACAUAAUAAUUGAUUGUCUGUGUUAUAUAUUAUACGUAGUUAUCAAAUUUUUAAUGUACACGCCGGACUCUCAACUAUAUCAAGGAAAUCCUGUCACACACAUUCAUUAAUAAACAAAAAAAAAAAAACCGUCUACUCACAUGUAUUAUGUCGGCCAAUAAUUACGUAAAGGGUGUACACUGUUUUUUUGGCCAACGAUUAGAUAUUAAAUCUAAAUGAUGGCGUGAGCUGCUCGUAGCAGGUAGUGUUAUUUUUUUUAAAUAUUAUAUAUUAUUAGAUUUGCAUUCCAUUACUUGGCUUUUAUUACCUUUGAUUCACAUAGCAGCCUGUCUCAUAAUAUUUUCGUGGAUUUUUUUUUUACUUGUAGUUUUUUUUUUUUUUUUUUUUGUCGAGUGCUGUUUAAUUUUCAACUCACCGCAGAAACGUUGUCCGGGAACGCGGGAAUCGGGUUUGCGUUUAUAUUUCGCCAUUCUGUCGUACACGUAUACAGAGUGAUUCAUUUAUCGCGUACGAACUGAUUGCUUGGAGGAAUUUCAAUGAAUACACUUUGGAUUUUCAAAUAUCAACAGCCCGUUUAGUACACGAAUCUGAACAGAGCAUCAUAUUAUAAUACUUUUCUAUACAUUUUUGAUAUACAUUAUUAUCGGAUUUUCGGUUUAUGCGUUAUAACAGUUUACGAUUGUUUAAGCGGGAACAUUAGGAUAAAGGUCAAUAAACUAUGUAACCAUUUUUUUAAAAAUAAUAAAUCGUUGAUUCUUCAUUAUUUCUCCGGUUUAAAUUGUAUAAUAUUGUUUUUACUCGAUAAUCAAACGUAGGCAUAUCAAAAUUACUUCGAAAAAUAAUAUUCUUUAUUUGAAUUUGUGUUUAAAAGAGGAGGAGAAGGUCAUUUAAAAAUUAAAGUUGUAUAAUCAUUUUUAAUUGGUAUACGUACAAGGAGUAAGAGUAAAGAAUUGAAAGCAGUGUUUGAAAAUAAAGUAGAACCGUUUAAGAUUCUACAAAAACCAGAUGGUUUCGAAUUCGCUUAAAAACCAUCCGAGAAAAUCGUUGGGUUCUGAUAAUAAUGCAUCACCCUGUACAUUUUUUGUACGAUAUACAGGUACCUAUACUCGCUGUGGCAGUUGUACCUGCACAAUUCUAUACGUGGACGACACGUCCUAGGGUAUGGAAUUCGUUUAACGUUGUAUAAUAAUAGGUACCUCUAAAGAAAACGGCAGCGGAAGGAGAGGGACACACGGUGUUUCGAAAUGCCGUUGUUUUAACGCGAACCUCACGGAAUAUUAUCGUCGUCGUUCGUUGGUUUCGAGUUCGAGUAUAAAAAAGUAGAUAUAUAUAUAUAUAUAAAAAAUAUUCUCGGUAAAACUGCGAGAGACGCCGUCGUCGUUAUCCCGCUAGCCUGCAGUCACGGGCGUCCUUAUUAUAAAUAAAAUUGUUCCGCGUUUACAAUUUAUCAGCGAAAUUUUCAUUGCGGUUCUGUUUAAAAAAAAAAAAAAAAACGACAACUCAAACAUGCUGUAUCUUGAGCGCUUCGGUAAUUACGAACGAUUAAAACCCCAAAAGCCGAAAUGAAAUUAAUUUUGUAUGUUUUAUACCGAUUUUAAAAAUAUUACGCGGAAACAAACAUUAUAGGUAGGAGGGGUGAGUCGCCAUCAAUGGGCCAGCCUACCUGUUAUGGCCACUCAUUUUAUAAUUUCAUCCGUAAAUAGUGUUAUUAUGGAGUUUGAUAAGCCAUGCAUGAAUAUAUUGUUGUAUUAAUUGUAUUCGUUUACAAUCUACACAUAAUUGGUUUACUGAGCGUUAAAAAAUUAUUACAGAAAUAUACAUACAUAUAGCGUAAAAUGGGCAUUGACCAUAAAACGGAAAAAUAUAAUUUUAAAAUAUUAAAAUACUUUAAUACCUACUAAUUCCGCGAUAUUCGUAAGAUUUUGAAAUUCAACCUAUGUAUUGGUAAAGUUAAAAUGUAUUUGUGAUUUUGUUUUGAUGUUUUUUCAACAACCAUCGUAGGCAGAUAUAAUCUAUAUAGAAAAAUAAUAUUGUUGGAUUGUUUAUAAUAACAAUGUUUGAGGAUUUAUAAUAUGCUUUAUGCAUGAUUGGCACAACGCACCGAUCACCCAGCGGCACCAGUUCCACUUUAGCAUUCUAAGCGGAUUUCCUGGAAUAUAUUCGGAGCUUAGAGCAAGGAUUAGUUAGACUGGUUUGUUAGCAAUGUUUGCUGCAUUUUGAACUCCGUGCAUUUUUAAGUCUGAAUGCAAGAUGCGAUUCGAAAUACAAGGCGCGAGAAACAUUGCGGAUAUUUACAUAGAUUAAUCGAAUGGACAAAUGUUCUUAAGACGGCCGUAGGUAGACAUAACUUCGCAGUAACAUAAUAUAAGGACACAAAUUUGUAUAAAAUACAAUAAAUUAUUGAAUUAUAUGAAAAUCAGUAAAACUUCGUAAGUUUUAGGUUAAUUUUUGUCAUUCUCAUCGAUAACUAUUUGUAACCGGCUGCAUCCGAAUCCCGUUCCGUAAAACAUAUUAACUAUAAUAGCAUUUCCUUUCACAUUUUUUUUCAAGGCCGAGGAACUGACAUUUUUGCUGACAUGUUUCAAAAUUUGUUAUUUGCUUAUUGUUGGAUAUGGUAACAUGAAAACACUUUUUUAUUUAGGUACGUAAAUAUUGAAGACGAGUAUAAUGCACCACUUAAAAAUAUCAGGAAAAAGAGCCGUUUAUCGGAAAUUAAUUAUCUUAAGUUUAAAAUACUAAUAUACUUAAAGUAAGCAAACUUCGAGGAAAAUAAAAAGAAAGUUUUAAUUAAACAUUAGUUAUAGGUACUAGAAGAAACGUCAUAUAUAACGUGAAUGAUAUUUAUUAUUUGCAUGUACGACAAUAAACAAAAAGAACCUUUUUAAACAAGCCAGCAAAGCUGUCACUCUUUAGCCCACAAAAAAAAAAAAAUGUCAGUUUAAUAAUUAAAUACCUACGGGACGGAAUUCGGAGUUAAAUGCCCCGCCCUUGGGACGGAAUUCCACAAAUGCGUUGUUAACGAACACUUAUCGAUCUCGAGUGGUUUAUUAUUAUUAUUAUUAUUAUUUUUUUUUUUGAAGUAAUUAAAAUUGAUGCACGAAUCGCGUUCACGGAGUUCAGAUUAUGAAAUAUCAUUAUGUAUGUAAAAAAAAAGUAAAUGUAACUUCUUACUAGAAUUUAAACCUAACUAUAAUAUUAUAUUAACUUAUAGUUUUCUACGAGUAACUUGUAUACAUUAGUAAACUUAGUUACCAAAAGAAAAGAAUAUUAUUACUGUGUAACUUGUUGACUAUGAAUAUCUCAAUUUUGCGUCGUGUACAAUAAUCGGAGUAACGCGCCCGAACUAUGUGUACGAAGACUUGGCUAAAAUGCUUCUUAAAAGGUUUUAAAAUAAAUAUUCAAAUACUGUUCGCCAACAGUAUUUUGAAGAUAUUACGAAUACUUUUCAGAAAGUAUUCAGUAUACUCUAAGGAAUAAAAUAGGUUCAAAAAAAAUGUAAGAUAAAGUUCGGAUGACUUAACGAAAACUUUAGAUAUUAUAUGAGUACGCCGAUAGGUGACGCUAUCAUGCGUUAUACUUUAACCGUUGAGAAUUACGAGAAACCUUUAAAAUUAAGUACCACCGGUUGGAAAUUACGCAUCUUUUAAAAUAAUCGGAACAUUUUUUACAAACCUAUGAAGUAUUUUCCGAGAAAAUAAAGCAUACAUCUCUUAUUUUAUUAAGAAUAAAAUACUCUUUUAAAAAACUACUCGGAAUACAAUAUUGAACAAUUAUAAAAAAAAAAAUUAGUUUUCAAAUAGGUAUUCAGAAUACUUAAAAAUAAUCUGCAUACAAUAUACAGAAUGGUUUAUUCGGAAUACUAUAUCCAUGCUCAUAGCUAUAAUAGAAUAUAAUAAUUGCAUAAAUUAAUAACGAAAAAAAAAAAAAAUUAAAAAAAUUAGAUAUAAACCGAUAUUCCCGACGAAGUUAAAUUAUUUUUUUUAUUUUUUGCUUUAAAGUGUGCUGUAAUAUUUAAUUAUUUUAUCGAUUUGUGGUGCCGAAAACAAAGCCGAUUAUUCGUAUUUUUUUUAUUUUUUUCCGCGGUAAUAUUAUACAAAUUUCGUAUUCGUUUUUUAAUAAUAAUAAUAGGCAAUUGAAAAACGCAGUUGUGCAGUAUAGAAAUCGAGAGACGAUACGUGCGACUGUUGCGGCAGAUUUUUAGCUAAUUGUAGAGGUCGUUAUUUAUUAUUAUUAUUUUUAUUUUUUUUAAGCCCGUCGUCGUUCCGAAAUAAAUUAUUUUAUUUGCGAACGUUCGGAAUGCGAUCUUUGUCUUGUUCUUCGUUUUUUUUUUUCCGCCUGAACGAAAAAAUAACAAUUUAUUUUGUCCGAGCAUACGCGACGAGAAAGCGAGUAUCCGGGCACGCACACAAACGUUGCACUCGAUCGGAAAUUUAACCGGGGAGUUUACACCGAGGGCGCUGGUCACAUUAUUAUUAUUAUUGUUAUCAUUAUAAUCUGUUUUUACGUGUAACGCGUAGUGAGCGAUAGAUAUAGUGUACAGAAAAAAAAAAAAAAAACAAAAAACAAAAAAGUGCUUUUUCCAUAAAUCUCGACGCUGUAUAUUAUACAGGGUGAUCCGUUCAUCAUAAUAAUAUGUGAACCGACCAUUUUGCCGCGGAGGAUUCAAAAUGAAUUCGAUUUUUCUGCCCCUCCCUCCCCCGAUCGUUUUGACGUAAUCGCGAAAGACCUUUUAAAACACUUAUUUCGAUACCAGAUGAGUGUGCGUUGAACACUUCAGAUUUUAAACACAUACGGACCCUACUCGCCGCUUUUUACACUCAGUUUCGAAUAGAGAAUAAUGAUGUUUUUUUUUAUAAUUGUUGAUGCGCACAGCGAUAUCGGGGAUUUACCGUUUACCGUAACAAUAACAGUUUAAUGUUUCGGCCGGCGGCGGAGUAGCGAAGUGUUAUCGAUUUAUCAUAAAAUUGUGCGCAUUAUUAUAUGAAGUUUAUUUCCGUUCUCUAAGGCUAUUUGAAAACUAAAAGCGUAUACCUAUAUGUAGCGGGGGAAAAAAAAAAAAAAGAAAAACAAUAAGGGUUAAAUUAAUGAUUGCAUAACGAUUUUAUAAAAAAAAAAAAAAAAAAAAUGAUAACAGGAAUCGAAUUCAAUUUAAAUCCUUCGAUGAAAAUAACGCUGGUUCACGAUUAUUGGAUCGCUCGGUGUAAUAUAAAAACGUCUUUUUUGUACCUACCAUAUUUUCGAUACGAGUGUACGACGUGUAUUUUUUUAUCGUAUAGACGCCCGGGCGUAUUACUCGUGUGAUAUAGUCUUACUAAUAUAUUCUUCUUGUCUCGGGAAACACAUUUUUGGUUAGUUAAAAUAUCCUCCGAAUCGUUCAUAUUCGUUAAAAGAUGCGGAUUUCUCGCCCAAAAGAGUACUCCGAUUCAAACGUAUGUUUACAAAUGUUUUUCUGUUAAAUUAAAACUCGGCAGCAGUAUAUGCGGACGCGUCAGUUUUAUUUUUGUCGAUUUCCGGGCGACCACCACUAACUUAGCAGACUACAACGAGAAACACAUCAAAACAUAAAACCUCGCCGGUUAUUAAUCAAGCUCCGUUAACGACCGUGUUUUGAUUGUAAUGAUUUAUCACGGAUCUGCUAUCAACGGGCAGUAGGAACAUUAUGAAAAUAUUCGAUAAUUUCUGAUAAUUAUCGAAUAAAAAUCAAUUUUUAACAUUUAAUCUUACAAAUAACGAUAUUUUGUUACGACCACAAUGUUUAAUCGGAUAAAAAUCGCUCGGAAUCGUAUUCUGUCAGAAACGAGUUAUCGUUGCCAACAGACAUAAAUUGUAUAACUUUAUGUACCACAUCCUUCAGCAGUAUCAGCCUUUUUUAAUAUUAUUAAUUGAUAACAACAAUCGACGAACACCGCGAUAUACCGUUGUUUUCAGUACACAAACCAAAAUCGCCGCCCAUAUCACAUAUACCUUCCCAACUUCCCGCCUACAACAGUGGCCCGGGCCACCAGAUAUUUUUUUUUUUUUUUUAGUGUCACGAUAAUAAUAUUUUGCGUAAUUACAUGUCAAAUAAGAUUAAUAAUAUUUUCAUCUCCGUUACGUCGUCGCCGUCGUGUUAUAACGGCGUACCAAAAAAAAAAAAAAAAAAAAAUUUAAAAUUAUCAAAUUAUCAUUGGACCGGUCGCGUUCACAAUAAUUGACAAACNACCAAAAAAAAAAAAAAAAACAAAUUUAAAAUUAUCAAAUUAUCAUUGGACCGGUCGCGUUCACAAUAAUUGACAAACGCUGCGAGUAGGUUGUAUACCUGUAUACGGUUUUUUUAGUGCGCAUAAAAUAUGGAAAUUUGAAUACAUUAAUUUGAAAAUGAAAUAAAAAAAAAAAAAAAUGUGACCCAUUUAGGUACCGCGAAAAGGAAUUAACGAACUUCGGGCUGACUGACGGACCGACGGUCCGAAAACACGAUCGAAAUAUAAUAAUAUGCGCGUAGGAUGUUUUUAUUUUUCGACUCUAGCGAUAAAUAUAUUUACGUUCUUAUUAAUUUAUUUACACGGCGAUUUCUAUUCGAACGGCGGGGACGUAUUGCGUGCGCCGCGGUUUUUACCAUUUUUUUUUUCUUCUCGUUAUGUAGAUUUUCAAAUUCCCGAGUUACGGGCCCGAUAACUGUAUCGGGCCCGCCCGAAAAAAUCGGUCGGAAACCGUUGGGAAUUAACGGGAUUUCCGUCGGUCGUGACGGCUUAUCAAUAUUUGAUUAUAAUAGACGCGUUCCGUUUCGUUCUUUUUGUUCGCAGAUUGACGGCGAAAUAAUCCGAUUGAAAAACGAACUGUCCAAGACGAAGGCGGCGUUGACCAAUCAGAUAUGCAAACGGCACCGGCUGGUGUCCGAACUGUCGCUGAAAGUCGACCGGAAAAACAAUCAGCUGCGGGAGUUCCAACGGUCGAACUUCAACGAUCUGGGCAAGGUGUUGCGGUCGCUGUACGUGUUCGAGUCGAGGCUGCGCCGGGAACAGCAGCACAUCAGACGGCAACUGGGAGAACGGGACGCGGUGAUACGGCAACAGCAGCUGGAGAUAGCCAAACUUCGGCAGUCGCUGGCGAACUAUUGCAGCCAAAACGGCAACGGCGCCGUCAACAAAAACGAAACGCCGCGCGGGGACGCCGAAGUUCCCGCGUCCAAACCGGACUUGAUCACUUCCAUUUCGUCGCCGCAACCGCACUGCGCCGAGCCCCCGAAAAGUACGGACGUCGACUCCGCGCCGUCGCCGCCGCUGUUCGGUUCGGAAAAACCGCACGGUAAUAAUAUCGUCGGUUUGCCGUCGACGUCCGAAGGACCGCGGAAAAACGGCGGCAACGCGUUGCCGGACGCCGCCGCGCGAAACAGGAAAAACAAUCCGUCCAACAACAUCAAUUUCAACAAGAACGUGUACUGCAGCAAAACCGUCACGGACCUGUCCCUCAACGACAUAUCGUCGUUUCCGAACCCGACGCCCAACAACAAUUUGUUCGUCGUGUCCAACUCGAUAUUCUCGAAAAACGAGUUCACGUACAACGAAGUCUCGAAAGAGGUAAACCCAGUUUUAAACGUGGUACAGGACACGUAUGAUAUUAAAUGGCGGUCCUCGGUGUACACAGAUGAAAGAGAUAAAUGUCGGACGAUUUCGAUCGGGCACAACACCUCUGUCCGUUCGUCAAUUUGGUCGUUAAAAGAGGCGGCCGUUUUUCGCGUUCGCGUGCUAAUGCACCGGACAUUUAAAUGUAGAACGUAAAGUUAUCAAUACGAAAUGCCGUGACCGAAAUUAUGGUUUUCUGAAAAAAUCAAUACAAUACUUAAUGAAGAAUUUCGUAAAUUUAAUUUUAAAAGGUUUUUUUUUUUUUUUUUUUUAAUUUACGAGACAUUUUUUAUAAAUACUCGUGAUUUCUGUAUUUAAAGUCUGGUACAUUUGUAUGUAAAUGUUAUACAGUUUCGUUUUAGGUUCUCAGCUGAGCGAGGAAUGCAUUGGUUUUACAAUGAUGUAUAUAUUAUAAUUAUUAUUAUUAUUUUUUUUUUUUUUUUGGGUGGGAGGGGAUAGUACCUUUUCUAAAAGGAAAUUUGCGUGAGCUGGUACUUUUAGAGAGUUAAUGUUUUUGAAUUUUUUAAGGGGUUUUCGUAGUAGUAAAUGGAAAAAUAUAUGAAAUGUAUUGUUUUCUAAUCGCAAUUACAAUCAAAUUCAGCUCAGAAUCGUUUUUCGUUAGCAAUGGUUAAUCGUUAGGUACAGCUAUACAACGUUAAAUUCCACCCUCUGCCCCUACAACUCUUCACCUACAAUAACGGCCUGCCCAUCGUGCGAAGUAUAUAUGUUAGUUUUUAUUCGUUUCUUUGAAUUUAUUUCGAAAUACUUAUAACUACGCUCUUUUGGUCGUGCCUUAACGUUUUACGAUACGUGAAGGGUUCAAUCUAUCAUCGCCGAAUUUCAACAAAAUUAAUCUCUUAUAUUGACGAUUCAAAAAAAGAAGUGCUCGAUCGAAAUUACCCUUUGUUAUUAAUUAACGGUUAAGCGAUUGAUUAAUUAACAAUUUUAAAUAAUUGUUUUUCUUGGUUUGAAAAAUAAGGACAAUUCUGAUACCUGGAUUAUAAUUGCAUAUAAUAUAUGCGUUUGGCACUUGGAUUUGAUAAUUUUAGAUUUUGGAUAAUUCUCAACCAAAAUCUUGCUCCGGUUUUCAAGACUAACGAAUUAUCUGAAAUCAAAUUCCGUUAAGUUGGCCUCCAUCGAGGCGGUCAUUUUUUUAUUUUUUUUUUUUUUUUUUUUUUUUUUAUGUAGACACAAAUAUUAUUAUUAUUAGUGGUAGUAAAAUUUAACGGAAUAUAGUAAUUUAAAUUUUUUUUUUUUUUUUGAUAAAAUCUUCAAUUAAAACAAAAUUUGUUCGAUAUGCCAAAAAUGCUUGAAAAUUAUGAUAUUCAAGGUUCGUCAAAAGUUUACCUGAAAAUAUUCUGAACGAUAUUUCCAAAAAAAAGAUAAUUUCCAAGCGCAGCAUUCUUCUAUUCUAUGUCACUGCGUGGUAGAUAUUAAAAAUGUACUUUUGGAAUAAAACAGCAAAAUAAAAAAAAUGACGAGGUAUAUAUUAUUUAAAUUACAAUUUUUGACGCAUCGUGAAUGUUUCACUGUAUCUAAAAUAUUUAAGUGUCAAAAAAAAAAAGACAAUUUAUAUUCAGCGUAUUACUAUUAUUUUGCGCUCUCGUUUUAUUUUUUAACGCGACCGUCAUUUUAAAAAAUAUCCGGCUACGCGAAUGUCAGUACUGUACGAACUUUUUAUUUUUUUAUUUUAAUAGUAAUCCGACCGACAGAGAAUAAUUAUUACUUUCAUAUUUUUACGAGUAGUGCUACCUCCUGUUUAUAAUAUUUAACAUUUUCAAACGUACGAUAAUUUCGUUAUUAUUUUACGAUGCCAAUUAUUAAUACGGUACCCGUAAAUCAAAAUAAUAUGUUUCAAAACAAUUUCUCCAUUUAACAUUGUCAGAUGAUCACAUUGUUUUUUUUUUUUUUUCUAACGCAAGUGCUUGGCGUGGUUGCAAAAUAUGGUUAAAUGUAGUUGGUGGAUUGGGGAAUUCGUUUUUUUUUUUUAUUCCUCGUGUUUUUCUUAAUAAAACAAGAAAACCCGGGGUGGGGAAAUUUCGGGGAGUUUUUAAGCGGUUUUUGUCGAAUUCAAUAUAAGAACAAUGAUCGGCUGAGUCUUGAAAAUAUUUUGGCUCGUUUUGAAUUUUCAUAUAGCUGUUUUAAAUUUUCGAGUUUUUAAUUUACAUUUGCAUUUGAAAUUAAAAUUUUGACAAGAAUCGUAAAAAUCACCGACAUUUUUUUGUAUUUUAUGAUUCUAUAUAUAGCGGAAUAUUUAAUUUGUAUAAUAUAUUAAUACAUGUAUAUUUUUCUCAGAAAACCCUUUUUGGGUUAGUAAAAAUGCUUAAAAAUAAUUAUAUUUCGUUCUACAUUCCUGAUAGUAUUUCUGAAUAAUAAAAAAAAAAAAAAACUAGAUCAAAAAUGCGAAUAUUUCGUUGAAUUUUCAGUCUAGUUUGUGUUUUGCGAUGUUUUGAUUGUAACAAGAUUCUUAGUAGAAAAUGUAAUGCCUACAAAUUUGAAAUAAUGAAAUCGGUAACGCCGUAAAUAUGUGUCCGUUUUUCCUUUAAGUUUUUUUUCGGCGUUUCCCGAUUAUUGUGAAAACCCAUUGGAAAAUCAAAUGACCUCUCACAUGCACCAACUAGAUUAGAUCCGAAAUGCAAAGAUAAAGGUAUCUUGUUUUUUUUUUUGAUUGGACAAGAAAAUUGUUUUACGGAUAGAUAAAAAAAUUGAUUCAACUUUUUUUUAUAAAAUCCGCUCAGAAUCUAUAAUAAAGAACCGACAACAAAUUACAAUAUCAUAUCAGUUUUUUUUUAUUUCUAGGUUACGUGGUGGCUAAAGAGAUGGGGGUGGGGAGAUUACGCCUAGUAACAAGAACGUCUUGUUUUACCUGAAUCGUUUUUUUGAUUACGACGAUUCACUGUUCAUUUCAGUCUAUAAACUUAAUUACUCAAUAUUUGUCUGUAUCGUUCGCAGGUGAUAACGUCGGUGAAACAGAACGGUAAAGUGAUCACGUCCGCGCUGAAAAAGUCCGACGUCUGCAAGUACCCGUCACCGAAGACUGUGCAUUUCGGCAAGACGACACACAUCCCCGAACCGGACGAAGACGGACAGACGGACAUCGUGAAAACGGUCGAGACCCUGUUGCUGCAGUGCGGCGAUUCGUGCACCGAGUCGGAGAACGACACGUCCAGCACCGCUUCCACGGAAACGUCGCCGAGCGUCUCCCAAAUGGUCAGGAAGUUCGAGAGCAUUUGCACCACGACGGCGGCGGCGACCGCCGCGGCCACGGCCGCCGCUUCGGCGGGUCCCGAGCACAAGGGAUCCUCAACGGCGUCGGCCGUGCACAACGGAAGUUACGUCGCCGAGAUCGAUUUAAUGAAAACGGCUUCGGAGCUGGACUGCGCGAGGCCGGACUCGGAAUCUCCGGACUCCGGCGUGGGCGGCGGCGGUCUAUUAGUUCUGCCCGGCGACCUGGACCAUCCCAGGAACAACUUCGAAGAGUUCCGGUUCGAGGACAGCGACCUGGACAGAGAAUACCGGGCCGACGGGGACGGGCUCGAGUGUCCGGGCCGGCCGGUUUCCUCUGUGCUGCAGUCGGAGGACUGCGACGGUGGCGAUGUCGGUGGCGGCGGUGGCCUCGUCAACUACGAGUCGUUUCUGGAAGUGACCGGCCUGAGCCAAAAGUCCAUAAUCACCGUGCAGUCGUGCAACCGGAACUUGUACGGGUCGCACAGGAACGUGCAAAAACCGAAGGACGUGAAGAGCAGAAGCCGCGCCAAGUCGGCCUCGUUCGAGUACAGCAAACCGUUCUCGUCCACAAUCAAAUACUGGACGGAACCUUAUCUCUAA